Salvelinus namaycush (lake trout) is the source of this 2399-nucleotide messenger RNA. RefSeq names its product telomere repeat binding bouquet formation protein 1 (gene terb1). The coding region runs from base 1 to 2322 and encodes 773 amino acids. Gene Ontology annotation, biological process: homologous chromosome pairing at meiosis; meiotic attachment of telomere to nuclear envelope. The transcript is spliced from 20 exons. The record is from RefSeq and is a predicted model, not a curated record. NCBI's taxonomy places the organism in Eukaryota, Metazoa, Chordata, Actinopteri, Salmoniformes, Salmonidae.
AUGGAAAAGGAUGUUUCCAGCGUAAGCAAACAUAAUGCCACCAAGACAGAUCUGAGUUUGUUGCUGGAGUGUCUGAAGUACCAGAUGAGAUGUCCUGAUUCACAGAAACAAGCUCUUCUUACCAUCUACUCUAUCUGUCAACAGAGAGAGGAGAAUGUGAACUUCUUCAGAGAGAUUGGAGGGGUGGUGUUUGUGUACAACCUCUCCAAAUCUAGUGCUCACGCAGAGGUCAGGGAGACUGCUCUCUUCAUACUGGGAAUGCUGGCAGAGGCAAAUGUGUACUGUAAGCAGGCCUUGUGUAGGAGGGAGCUGUUCAGUGAUCUGACAGAUGGUCUGAUGCAGCAGGACAGCCCACUGACCCAGAGGAGAGUAGCUGUCUACCUGAUCUCUGUCCUCGUUGCCAACAACAGGUCUGGACAGAUUUUCGCUCAGACCACUGGCUGUCUGGACAUCCUGCUAGACUUGUUCAGGACUAGUUUCCCUCUCUCUGGCAAGGCCACAGUGAAACCUGCGAACAUCACUCAGCUGUUCCAACUCUGGACCUCUGUGUCUAGUGCUCUCUGUGGCUGUGUCAACAACCCCCAGAAUGAGGAGAGCCAGCGUAUCUGUGUGUCAGCCUUCCCCCUGGUCAAGUCCUGGCUGCAGCAGCUCUCUCAUCCCCAGGCAGAGAUGGUUCAGCCCAUCUGCUCCUUCAUAGCCAUGACGGUCGCCAACAACCAUUGUGCUCAGGAGAGUUUUUCCAUAGUUGGCGGGCUCGGAACUCUGACCCAAACUCUGAUUCGCUUUGCCUCUGAUGCCUCCCACAGCCCAUUGGCCUGUCAGCUGUCUGUCAUCAUGACCAAAACCGUGUCAGCCUGCAUCACUGACAACCCUGUGUUGGUGUCAGGUCUGGCAGGUUAUGGUUUGGUUCCCCCGCUCAUCUCCCUGCUGUCCAGCCCCAUCCUGGAUCCCCAAGGCAGGCUAAUUAUCAUACUCACCCUGGGACACUGCACUGAGGCCUCUGAGGAGCACCAGUCUCAGUUGUUACAGUGUGGAGGGCUGUCCCUCAUCAUCACUCUACUGACUGAGUCUACCAGCGAAGAGCUCAGGAAGGCUGCUACCUUCAUACUGCAGACCUGCAAACAGGCUAGUGAGUCUGUGUCUCUGCGUGGUGCAGUCCAGGGAAUGUCCCUGGGUCAGACUGGGGAGCUGGAGCCCCCUGUGGACAUGGAGCGGUACUGGAGGUCAGCACGAGACAUGCUGCACAGGAUCAACCAGCUGGAGAGACAACAGACUCAGGGAGCUGAGGAAGAGUGGGAGGAGGACACACCGAACCCCCCAGACCAACAGAACCCUGCAGGAUUGGGGAGGAAAGAGCUACUCUCACCCAUACCUCUCCCCCCAACACCUCACCACACCUCUUUACCAUACCAGGAGAGGAGAGGAGGAGGAGAGAAGAGGUGUGAGGAGAGUUGGAGAGGAGUAGAGCGGAGGGACCAACAGAGAAGAUAUGGAAAGGGAGGAGAGAAAGGAGAGGAGAGGAGAAAGGCAAAACCACACAGACCGAGAACCGCCGAGACGAGCACCCUGGGAGGAGACGGCAGACUGUGUCAGCCGCGGGCCAUGCUGGACUUGGUACAGCUGGUGUCCCGGGGCAGCCCAGUGGUGGAGAGGAUGAGAGGUGUUCUCCAAGUGUUCAAGUGCCCAGCUCCAGGCAAGCCAGGUUUGGGCAGGCAGAAGAAACUGUUGGACGAUGAAGGCUGUAGGUUGCGGUUCAGUGAGGUGACCAGCCGGUCAUUCCCUGUCCUCCAGAGGUCCUGUCCUCACAGCUGUGACCUGCACAUGGUGCUGCAGCAGGCCACACACAGCUACACAAAGUACCUCCGAGAAAUACGCAGGAGGAGAGACGCACACACGACCAAGCAGAGAGAGGGAGGGACGCAGAGCGUCUCGGAUCACUGCAGGGGAACCCUGCUGAAGAGCUUCUCAACCCACAGAGGACAACACAGAAAUGACCACAACGAUGUGAGUCUCACCCCUCUAAAGAAGCGUAGUCCAUAUGGAGAUAUCACCCUGACUCCUGUGCGUAGAGGUGGUCUGAUGAGGAGCGUCUCCUCUGUGACCAGCAGGAGGCAGGAGAGAGGAGAUGUUAGUCUCACUCCCUUGAAGAAGGCUCGUCCCUCUGAAGGACGAGGAGCGUUACCUGUGUCGAGGUUUGGUCUAUCCUGGAACACCAUCCUGUGGUCCUAUCCCUUCCAGCCGGGGCGCACCAAUGUAGAUCUUGCCAAGACAUACAAACACCUGCAGGCUAAAUUCCAGGGUAUGGAUUCAACCUCUCCCUGAGAUCUGAGAAGAACACACUGAUUUGUCUAUUGUACAUCACAGUAAUAUAUUUGAAAUACUCUAAUUUAAUAUUCAGU